AUAUGAAUGCGCGUUCACGAUGACGAGAAUCUCCGCAGAUGCGCGCGCGUGUGCAUGAGGAUGCUCAUAUGGGCUCGAUGGGCUGCGGGGGAAGCAGAUCCGCCACGAUCGAACCCCGAUAUUACGAGAGCAGAGACACCGAGUCGACGUGGCUGACGAGCACGGACACGGAGACGCAGCGGGCAGCGGCCGGUAACGGAACCGGCGAGAGCGCGCCCGAGAAUGACAAGACAGCAGCGGCAGCCGCAGCCGGUUCAGGUCAAAAGGAAGAGAAGCCCGCGACCAGAAGCUCUUCUGCCAAAGAGAAGAAGCUGGUGAACGCCGGCACACAGUGCGGCAGAAACCCCAGCAGCACCCCAAGGAGACCAGCGCACAGAGACGAGGUUAAAAGUAAAUCGAAGAAAACCCCCCAGACUGAAGGGGUUAAAAGUGUCCGAUCCGACUGUAAACACAGAGGUGAUGCCCUGACAUGAGUUUGUUGAAGAGCCGCUGCUGUCAAACAUUUCUAAUUAAACGCGUAUGUUAAAUCAGAUGGAUCUGAGCUAUUCGUCUGUUCGUCUGCAUGUAAACGUCGAGCGCUGGAGCGGAUGGCGACCCUGACAUGCUGCAACACAUCAUUUGCAUCUCUAAAGUUGUUAGUGUUUUAAUAUUUUGUUGCUAUUAUGUAUUUUCAUCAGUAUCGUGAUAUUCUAGUGCCUAAUGAGUCUGUGUGAUAAUGCAGAUGUCUCAGGUUGUGAUCGUAUGAAAUGAAGACACAAUCAAACAUAA
Cyprinus carpio (common carp) is the source of this 768-nucleotide messenger RNA. It is a transcript of the gene baalca, whose product is annotated as BAALC binder of MAP3K1 and KLF4 a. NCBI's taxonomy places the organism in Eukaryota, Metazoa, Chordata, Actinopteri, Cypriniformes, Cyprinidae. Gene Ontology annotation, cellular component: cytoplasm. The record is from RefSeq and is a predicted model, not a curated record.